Messenger RNA from Closterium sp. NIES-65, 585 nucleotides. The record is from the annotation of a GenBank genome assembly. NCBI's taxonomy places the organism in Eukaryota, Viridiplantae, Streptophyta, Zygnematophyceae, Desmidiales, Closteriaceae.
AUGUCGCUCCGGCCCUUCUUAGUCUGCGCUCUUCUCGCUCUCAUCGUGUGCGUAGCGGAAGCGGAGGUGACGAAAUCCGCUCUUAUCAGCGAGCUUAAGAGUGCUCGCAGAGCCAUAACGCAGUUGAAGUACCUGGGGCGGUACUCACUCGUCGCCACCGCCAUAGAUGAAGCCCUUCCGAAAUUGGACGACAUUCCCGAUGAUGAGGACCUAUCCCAAGCCGACCAGAAGACCAUUCUCCUCCCGUCGAACACGGCGCUCGGACCGGCCGGGCUCGGCACGCUGAUUAAAACGGGCGCCGCCCCGAGCGCGAAGCAAGCUGUCAAGUUCGAGAAAACGGGUCUCAUUAAUGUGCUGGACGGGUAUUUCACGUUCAACGAGAUCAAGAAACGCAGCAGCGUUCCGACCAUGCUGGAUGGCCGCCGGCUGAAAAAGUAUUUCGUUCCGCUGCCGAUGCGCAAAGGUACCGCGUUCGCUCUGGGGCAGAGUAACAAUGGAUUGUCGUGGUCGCAGAUUGUGCAUCCGGGGAUUUACAAGGGAAGGUUCUUCAUCUUGCAUGGUGUGGACGCUCUGCAGCAGGCGUAA